Tauraco erythrolophus (red-crested turaco) is the source of this 848-nucleotide messenger RNA. The record is from RefSeq and is a predicted model, not a curated record. Lineage: Eukaryota; Metazoa; Chordata; Aves; Musophagiformes; Musophagidae.
AAUGCUACAGUGAAAGUGAACACGAUGAUCCAGAAAUAACAGACACACCACCUCCCCCCUACACAGCUCAGCCACCACCUCCUCCUUUGGAUCAACAGAAGUCUUCUUUCACCUCGACUCUGUCAAGUGAAGCAUCUUGUUCUCUCUCCUCUCCUGAAAGCACUUUCAACUCCCAAGAGUCAUCUUCUUCCCUGGCUUCCAAAGUGGUUUAUUCCGAGAGGCAGUCUUGGCUUGACCUAGUUAACAGCUCUGCCACAGAAGAGGGUGAUCAACCUGUAACCUUCUGCGUACAGAUUCACUCUGAUGAGCUGCCAGAAGUAGACUGUGGAGAAGCAGCAGAAAUCCAGGAGGUCCGGCUUUCCAAACCCAGUGGUGGAUCCCAAAACUCUUUUUCAGGUCUGGAUACACAUUGUCUAGCUGUGCCAGAUGCAACAGGACAGAGAUCACUAGCCAAAGAUCAGGAAAAAUGUGAUGAUGAUGAGAUGGAGCGACUUUACAAGUCAUUAGAACAAGCAAGCCUGUCUCCCAUUGGUGAUCGCCGGCUGUCAACGAAGAAGGAGCUUAGAAAGUCAUUUAUCAAACGCAGCAAAAACCCCUCCAUUAAUGAGAAACUCCACAAAAUUCGAAUGCUGAACAGUACAUUGAAGUGUAAGGAACAUGACCUGGCCACAAUUAACCAGUUGCUAGAGGACCCGAAGUUGACAGCAAUGAAGUACAGAGAGUGGAGGAACACAAACAUCAUGCUGGUCCAAGAUAUUUAUCAGCAGCAGGAGGUCCAGGACAUGUCCACAGAGAAUAGCGAGGAGCAAGAGAUGACUCCACAGCCUAUUGCUGAAAGUGCUGUCUGA